CAUUGCAAGGAUGCGAUGUCCGAGCUGGGACAAUAUGUUAGGAGGGCCGAAGUUGACAUAGCACUGCUGCAAGAACCUUAUGCAUGGAAAAAUCGGGUGGCAGGCCUGGGACAUCUUGGGGGAGCUCUCUACUACGAAGGGAAUGGUGAGCUGCCUCCUAGAGCAUGCAUUUAUGUGAGCAACAAAAUAAGAAACAUGGGUUGUGUCAUGACCUUAUGUUACAGAGACCUUGUUGUGGUGGAGACCUACUUCAUGAAAGAAGAUGGCAAGAGAUACAAGGUGGCGCUAGCGUCCUGCUAUUUGCCGGGCGAUGGAGUGGCACCCACGAAGGAACUAGAAGAAACGGUACUGUGGUACAGAGGAAAACAAGAAGAUUUGAGGAGAAUAGUGUGGGAAUGCCGCCGGGACAGUAACCUGCAGCUCCAACUCCAGGGAACCGGGCUGAAUGAACGCGACAAGCUAUCGACAGCCCGCCUGCUUCCGGCCGGGCGUCCCUACACUACAUCUACAUCUAAAUAUCCCGAAGUGUCUCUAAGCUAA
Molecule: messenger RNA, 540 nt
Organism: Cydia splendana
Lineage: Eukaryota; Metazoa; Arthropoda; Insecta; Lepidoptera; Tortricidae
Exons: 3
Coding region: 16-540 (174 amino acids)
Source: RefSeq, a predicted model, not a curated record